UAUCCAGAAUUAAAUCAAAUUUGUUGUAAUGGCUCAAUUACUGUCACCAGUUUGCACAGAUACACUGAAAUUCCAAAACCCAGUACAGAAUUUAUUAUGCCCAAGAAGCAGAUUCAGCAUGCUAGGGCGAACCAGUGUGAAUUGGAGCAGCCAUGGUGGAAGAAGGAAGGCUCUAAUUGGUAGAAUUAGGGUUGCGUCUCAGGACACUGCAUCGUACGACGACGUUGCAGAUGAUUAUUAUGCUGUAUUGGGUCUGCUACCAGAUGCCACACCGGAGCAGAUAAAGAAAGCAUAUUACAGUUGCAUGAAAGCUUGCCAUCCAGAUCUCAGUGGUGAUGAUCCCGAGACAACGAAUUUCUGCAUGUUCAUAAACGAGAUUUACGAGGUUCUGAGUGAUCCUGUGCAGAGAAUGGUUUACGAUGAAAUACAUGGAUAUGCUUUGACUGCAAUCAAUCCUUUUUUCGACGAUUCUAGCCCAAAGGAUCAUGUAUUCGUAGACGAAUUUAGCUGCAUAGGUUGCAAGAAUUGUGCCAACGUUUGCUCGAAGGUUUUCGACAUCGAAGAAGACUUUGGACGAGCCAGAGCUUAUAGCCAACCUGGCAUCAUUGACUCGGUUCAACAAGCAGUUGAGAGCUGCCCAGUCGAUUGUAUCCAUUGGACUUCUGCUGCUCAGUUAUCACUGCUCGAAGACGAAAUGAGAAGAGUAGAGAGAGUGAAUGUGGCGUUGAUGCUCUCAGGAAUGGGGUCAGGUGGCGUAGAUGUUUUUCGAAUGGCGAGCAUUCGAUGGCAAAGGAGACAAUCUAAAGUCUUGGAACAAGCUAGAAUGAGAAUGGCGAAGCAGAAGGAUUCAGACAAAACUCCAGCUUCUUGGAGCAACCUUUGGGGUAAUGAAAAAGACUACGCAAAUACAGAGGAACAAGUGAAAGAGAGGGCGGCGAAAGCUGCUGCAGCUGCACGUAGAUGGAGAGAGUAUUCUAGAAGGGGUGUCGACAAGCGUCCCACGUUCAAACUUCCGGAAGCUAUUUCCAACAAGGAUUAAAAAUAUUAAUUUGUCGACGUACAUACGUACAACCUUCCUUUGUAUAUCUAAAUGCCGGUACAUGUCCCCUUUCAUUCAUCGUAUUUACAUUUGUAUAUAACUUUGUAAUAUGCAGACAAUAAGAAAUGCAAUUAUAUAUGCUUCA
Molecule: messenger RNA, 1184 nt
Organism: Erythranthe guttata (spotted monkey flower)
Lineage: Eukaryota; Viridiplantae; Streptophyta; Magnoliopsida; Lamiales; Phrymaceae
Product: DNAJ heat shock N-terminal domain-containing protein
Molecular function (GO): iron ion binding; electron transfer activity
Source: RefSeq, a predicted model, not a curated record